AUGAUUGGCAUCGGCGUAGGCGACAUCAUCAAGCUGACAGAGCACGCCUGGGCGCUAUACAAGGGGUACAAGGAGUCGUCCGCCGACUUUGCGCAGCUCGCGACCGAGCUGCAGUCGCUGUACGUGGUGCUCGCCGAGAUCUCGGACUUUAUGCGAGAAAACGAUCAUGAUGAUGGCGACAACGGCGGAGAGAAUGUCCUCGAGGCGUCACGCCGGAACCGGCUCUCAAUCUUGACCGACGGGUGCCGCGACCUGUUGCGGGACAUGGAGGCGCUGUAUGUGCGCUACGAGAGCCUCGGGACGCGGCAGCAGCGGACGUGGGACCGGACAAAGUGGGCGACGCAGGAGGGCCACGUGUCGCAGUUGAGGGGUCGGUUGGUCAGCUCGACUACGCUCUUGACGGCGUGGAAUGUGGCCGUCAUCAACUCGUCAACAGCACGCAUCAACAAGCGGCUUGACAAGUACAUCGCCGAAGUCCGCGCCGGACUGCGCGAGGGAUCCGUCGUCACGGCGCCCGACGCCGCGCAGAGCAUCGAGUCGCCCGACGUGUGGAGCGAGCUGCGGCGGGAGCUCGAGGAUAUUGGCAUCAGCGCUGCGGUGAUUGAGGAAAAGAAGGAGUACAUAUUAUCUUGGUUCCGGCAGCAGCUUGCCGAGAGCGGGCUGGACGAGGCCUGUGACGAAGCACUCACCCUGGCCUCGUGGAGCCCGGAGAUGGGCGUCCAAGCUGCUGCACCGCUCUGGAGCGACUCCGGGUACGGCGGCAGCGAGACAUGGUCGUCCACUCGAGGGAGCAUCUCGCAGGAAUCGAGCCUAACUGUGGCGAACCAGGCGUUUGAGGAGGAGCUGAAGCGUCAUCGGAUCGAGUGGCCGCCCGACGAGGGAGGAACCCUCCGGCAGACAACAACGUCCAGCACCGGCACCGUCUCGGUCAAGGCCAGGAAACGCUCGACGCCCAUCGGCAUGAUCCGGAAGCUGUUCAAGAACGACACGGAGAUCGUCCAGGCCGCCAGCGACGGCGACGUCGAAAAAGUGGCCAAGCUGAUCAGCCUUGGCAUGGACGUCAACGCGCGCGACCGGUGGGGGUGGUCGGCGCUGAGCAUGUGCGGCUACGGCGGGUACAAGGACAUUGCCAGGCUACUGCUCGAUCACGGCGCCGACUUGGAUAAUGAAGACGUUGAUGGCGACACGCCCACGAGCUUAGCGGCGCAGCGGGGACACACGGAGCUCGUGCUCCUGUUCGACCGGGAGAGGGAGGCUAAGGACCAGAGGGUCAGGGAGAUGGAUAAGGAGGUGCCUAGGAGGUCAGUCCCUCUGUGUUUGGUGGAAUUACUGCUUGCUAACAAUUGUCGUUGGGGUCAUAGGGUUGCGACUUGA
Molecule: messenger RNA, 1374 nt
Organism: Parathielavia appendiculata
Lineage: Eukaryota; Fungi; Ascomycota; Sordariomycetes; Sordariales; Chaetomiaceae
Exons: 2
Coding region: 1-1374 (457 amino acids)
Molecular function (GO): protein binding
Source: RefSeq, a predicted model, not a curated record